ACCACGUGAAUUGGGAUUUUUUGGUGUAUAUGUUGGUUAGAAGUGGGUUUGGGGCAAGAUGGAGGCAGUGGAUAAGACACUGUGUAUCAACGGCGCGUUUCUCGGUCUUGGUUAACGGGGAUCCAGUGGGUUUCUCGGUCUUGGUUACGGCAAGGAGAUCCAUUAUCCCCUCUCUUAUUUGUUCUGAUUAUGGAGGCACUAAGCAGAAUGGUGUCAGCGGCGGUAGGGGGUGGAUUUUUCUCAGGUUUUAAUGUGGGGGGCAAUCAUGGUUCCAUCAUUAUUUCUCAUCUCUUGUUUGCAGAUGAUACCUUAUUAUUUUGUGAGGCAACGGCAGGUCAUAUAGAAUCCCUGAAGGCUAUUUUGCUAUGCUUUGAAGCCGUGUCCGGGUUGAAGAUCAAUCUUGCUAAAACGGAGAUGGUUGCAGUGGGAGAAGUAAAUAAUAUCAGGGGGCUAGCUAACAUCUUGGGUUGUGUGGUCUCUUCCUUGCCUUUGAAAUAUCUGGGCCUUCCGCUGGGGGCUUCUUUCAAAGCAAAAUCUAUUUGGGAAGGGGUGCUGGAAAAAUUCGAACGUAGACUGGCUGGGUGGAAAAAGGUAUACUUAUCAAAAGGGGGACGAAUAACCUUGAUUAAAAGUACGCUAUCUAACCUUCCUACAUACUUUUUAUCCUUAUUCCCACUCCCUGCUAGCAUUGCACAGAGAUUGGAGAAACUUCAGAGAGAUUUCCUAUGGGGUGGGAUAGGAGAAGAGUUCAAGUAUCAUUUGGUGGGAUGGGAUAAGAUUUGUACUCCGUUGAGAGAUGGUGGGUUGGGGAUUAGGGAUGUAAGGGCCUUUAAUAUGGCAUUGUUGGGUAAAUGGCUGUGGCGGUAUAAUUGUGAGAGGGAAGCUUUAUGGAAAGGAGUGAUUGACAUAAAGUAUGGUAGUGAAUGUGGGGGUUGGUGUUCUAAAGAGGGAAGGGGGACUUAUGGUGUGGGGCUUUGGAAGUAUAUAAGGAAGGGGUGGGAGUCCUUUUCUUGCAAUACCCGGUUAUGUUUAGGGGAUGGUAGUAGGAUCAGUUUUUGGAUGGAUAGGUGGGUGGGUGAUCUGGUUCUAAAGGAUGCCUAUCCCACAAUCUUUGCUAUUGCACGGGAGAAAGCAGCUGUGGUGGCUGAUUUGAGGGUGAUCUUUCAAGACACACAGGAGUGGAAUAUUAGUCUUACCAGGGAUGCAAAUGAUUGGGAAGUAAAUGACUUGCUGGAGUUUAUGAAUUUACUGUACAGCUUGCCCAUUGCUGCCACAACUGAAGAUGUGAUGGUUUGGAGGCCGAAUAGAAAGGGGAAAUUCUCGCACUAGGGAAGAUCUUGACCACUGACAAUCUUAGAAGACGUGGCCUUAUUAUUGUGGACUGGUGCUGUUUGUGUAGAAACAAUGGAGAGACAGUGGACCACAUACUCCUACACUGUAAGUUCGCAAGUGAGAUAUGGAACUACUUCUUCAACAGAAUGGGAAUAGCAUGGGUAAUGCCAGGUCGGGUGGUGGAGCUUUUAGCAAGCUGGCGAGGAAUCUCCGGGACUCCGCAAAUUGCAUCUUUGUGGAGGAUGGCUCCAAUUUGUAUUUUUUGGUGUAUUUGGAAUGAAAGAAAUGAGAGACUUUUCGAGGAUCAUGAACGUUCCUCGGAAGAGUUUCGGAGUUUCUUAUGGAAGACUUUAUUUCUGUGGGCCAUGGCUUUAGACUUUAAUGGCCUAAGCUUCCAUGAUUUUCUUGCUUCUGUCUCUAGUUCCUAAAUAGGUGUAUGCUCAUGUAUACCUCCAGUGUACCUGGGCUAUGCCCAUCUUUAUCUUAAUAAAGCUCUCUAUUACCUAU
Carya illinoinensis is the source of this 1839-nucleotide messenger RNA. RefSeq lists its product as uncharacterized. Bases 190 to 1329 code for a protein of 379 amino acids. NCBI's taxonomy places the organism in Eukaryota, Viridiplantae, Streptophyta, Magnoliopsida, Fagales, Juglandaceae. The transcript has 2 exons. The record is from RefSeq and is a predicted model, not a curated record.